Salvelinus fontinalis (brook trout) is the source of this 4296-nucleotide messenger RNA. Its product is annotated as steroid hormone receptor ERR2-like. The transcript has 8 exons. Gene Ontology annotation, molecular function: sequence-specific DNA binding; steroid binding; zinc ion binding. The record is from RefSeq and is a predicted model, not a curated record. Gene Ontology annotation, cellular component: nucleus. The coding region runs from base 694 to 2106 and encodes 470 amino acids. NCBI's taxonomy places the organism in Eukaryota, Metazoa, Chordata, Actinopteri, Salmoniformes, Salmonidae. Gene Ontology annotation, biological process: regulation of DNA-templated transcription.
UCAAUCCACUUUCUCACUGACUACCUCAGUCUUGGUGCGCUGCGCUCUCACACGCUCACUGUUGCUCUCUCUACCCAUCUCUCUCUCUCUCACACGCUCACUGUUGCUCUCUCUACCCAUCUCUCUCUCUCACGCUCACUGUUGCUCUCUCUACCCAUCUCUCUCUCUCUCGCGCUGACUGUUGCUCUCUCUACCCAUCUCUCUCUCUCUCUCGCGCUUUCUGUCUCUCCGUAUUCCUCUUUUAUCCUUUUCUUCUCAUCUCUCUCUCUCUCUCUCUCUCUCUCUCUCUCUCUCUCUCUGUUUCCUCUCAUUCUGUUUCCUCUCUCUUUCUCUCUCCUUUCUUCCUCUCUCUCUUUCUCUCUCCUUUCUUUCUUUCUUUCUCUCUUUCUCUCUCUCCUUUCAUCCUCUCACUCUAUCUGUAUCCUCUCUGUCUUUCUCCUCUGACACUCAAACACAUACACACCCAACCUGCGGUACAGUACCUGUGAGUAGCGCAGUGUGUCUGGCCGAGCCAGAAGUGUUUUUCUAGCGAGGAGCAGGACAAGACAGGACAGAGGUGUUUUUUUCUAGUGAGGAGCAGGACAAGACAGGACAGAGGUGUUGAAGAGACCGCUGACAGAUUGACGGACUGCUCACAGGAAGUGAUGAGGAUGAACUGACUCUUUCUGGAAUGCUAAAGCUGGACUGUGAUGGAUGUUUCUGAGCGGUGUGUCCCCCUCUGUUAUCAGGACCAGUAGGUUGCUGAGCAGGAUGCCCUCUGACCUCCAGGAGUGUCACCUGACCUCCAGCUGUGGCUCCUACAUCAAAACCGAGCCCUCCUCCCCUUCCUCCUCAUUGGUUGACACCGUCAGUCACCACAGCCCCUCGGCCAAUAGCGACGCCAGCAGCGGCUACGUCAACGUAAACAACCUCAACGGACGCUCGCACAUCCUCGACUCCCAGCCCAUGUUCAACCCGGGCAUGCUGGGAGGGGGCGGAGCCUGUCUCCGGCGCUAUGACGACUGCGGAGUGGGCAUGACAGAUGAUUCACCGAUCAAGUGCGAGUAUAUGUUGAAUGCGAUUCCGAAGAGGCUGUGUCUGGUGUGUGGGGAUAUCGCAUCAGGUUACCACUAUGGGGUCGCCUCCUGUGAGGCCUGCAAAGCCUUCUUCAAAAGGACCAUACAAGUCAGCAGACGCUCUAAUCCAGAGCAACAUACAAGGAACAUAGAGUACAGCUGUCCGGCAACAAACGAGUGUGAGAUCACCAAGAGGAGACGCAAGUCCUGCCAGGCCUGUCGCUUCAUGAAGUGUCUCAAAGUAGGCAUGCUCAAAGAGGGUGUGCGUCUGGAUCGUGUGAGGGGUGGAAGACAGAAGUACAAGAGGAGAAUGGGCGACACGGAGAACGGGGCCUAUCUAGGCCUGACACUUCCUCCUCCUGCCAAAAAGCCAUUGACAAAGAUUGUGUCUCACCUUCUGGUGGUUGAACCAGAGAAGAUCUAUGCCAUGCCAGACCCGACCAUGCCAGACGGAGACAUCAAGGCCCUGACCACACUGUGUGACCUGGCUGACAGAGAACUGGUGGUCAUCAUCGGCUGGGCCAAACACAUCCCAGGAUUCUCCAGCCUGUCUCUGGCAGACCAGAUGAGUCUACUGCAGAGUGCCUGGAUGGAGAUCCUGGUCCUGAGCAUCGUGUUCCGCUCGUUGGCCUGUGAGGAGGAGCUGGUAUAUGCUGAGGACUAUGUGGUGGAUGAGGAACACGCUCGUCUAUCUGGCCUGCUGGACCUGCACGUUGCCAUCCUGCCUCUGGUCCGACGCUACAAGAAGCUGAGCAUGAAGAAAGAGGAGUUUGUCACGCUCAAGGCCAUCGCCCUCGCUAACUCAGACUCCAUGCAUAUAGAGGAUGUAGAGGCUGUUCAGAGGCUCCAGGACUCUCUCCAUGAGGCAUUGCAGGACUUAGAAGGUGCCCACAACACGGAGGACCCUCGGCGGGCAGGAAAGCUGCUGAUGACCCUUCCCCUGCUCCGUCAGACCGCGGCCAAGGCCGUGCAGCACUUCUACAGCAUCAAGGUGCAGGGGAAAGUGCCCAUGCACAAACUCUUCCUGGAGAUGCUGGAGGCCAAGGCUUGAUGAUUGGACCGGGGGAUUGACGGACAGCUGCAUCACCCAAUGAGGAGGAUGGACAGCCUGUGAAUAGGUGGGGUAACACCAUGGAGACCUAUGACAGCUACGGGAUGAAGUCGACUGCUGUUACUGGGGAUCGAAACCCACGUCUAGAACUGAAGAAAAGAGGAAUAGAGCAAGAAAAGUGACCAACAGAUUUUAGGGGUGAAUAUAAAACGCUUUGAUGUAGAAUAUAGUCAUGUAUAUGAAGAUGAUGUGUACAGAACUGUGGGUCUUGUUAUAAUCAGAGACCCUUCGCUCUAGAUCACCGGUAUCUACUGGGAGUUAUCUUUCUCUUUUUGUUUUAUAAUCUCAGUUGUAAAGAGAGGUUUGUUUUGUUUCUUUUCACCUUGAAGCUGAAGUAUGACUACUAAAUGUUGUGAUGAAUCUGAAUGGUUAGAGCCACUCAGUUAUCUUUCUCUUUUGUUUUAUAAUCUCAGAUGUACAGCAUUAUUCUGGUAUAUAUAUGUAUGUACGGUUGUGUCAAAUUGCAGUGUUAAAGGGGUUUGGGGAUGAUUUCAUAUUAUGUUCUUCAUCAAACCUCAAAGAAACAGAUCCCUACACCUAUGAAGAUAAAAGCUUCUGAAGUCUUCCUAACCAGAUCUGGGUUCAGAUUCAAUUGAAAUCUUUCAGAAUAUUUUGAACGUUUGAUUGAGUCUGCCUGGAGUGCCAUAUCGGUGAGAUUUGCCCUUUUGGGACUAUACCAUUAAUUCAGUUGGUCAAGCAAACUCAUUCCGAAUACCAUUUGAACCCAUGUCUGUUCGUCACAUUUACCUCCUAGUUUCAUCAACAACAGUGUUCCGUCCAAGUCUGGAGUUUAGGAAGGGAUGGAGUGCACUCUUCUCAAAAUAUAUAUAUAUUCUCUCUAUAAUCUAAAAGGGUUCUUUGGCUGUACCAGUAGGAGAACUCUUUCAAAAACCAUUUUUGGUUCAAGGUAGAGCUCUACCUGGAACCCAAAAGGCCUGUACCUGGAACCCAAAAGGGUUCUACUUGGAACCAAAAAGGGUUUUCCUAUGGAGGCAGCUGAAUAAUUAUUUAUUUUUAUUUAUUUUUACCCUUUUUAAAUCUAAGAGUGUAGUGAACUGGUGAGCAUAUAUAGUUGUAGGAUCUUAAUUUGAUCACCCUGUCUCAGGAUAACUUUAUUGCAAUGCAGGAAAAUAAACACUUGAGUACUUUGCAGGAAAUUAAAAACUUGAGUAAUUGAGGUUUAAAACGGCUUCUGGCAUUUUUAAUUUCCACUUUGAAAUUUCAGACUUGAUUUUUCCUUACAAUUUUUUUUAUCAACCACUACAAAAAUGUCCAUUAAUUAUGAUCCAUAUAAUAAUUAACAUUUCCUGUUGCCGCAGGAUUCGUUCCCUGCUGUAGCAAACUGGCUCAAAUUAAGAUCCUACAUCUGUACAGUAGUUAAAUAACAUGUUGCACUGUGUCUCUGGGUCCGAGGUAAUAAUGGGGCACUAAUGAAUGUAGUACAUUAGCUCAUUCUCACUGGUAGUAUCUGCUCAUCACUACUGCUUUUACAUACUAAAGACACCUAAGCAAAAUGUGUGUGUGUGUGAAGUGAAUCAGCGGCGGCUGCUGAGGGGAGGAUGGUUCAUAAUAGCUGGAACGAAGUGCAUAGAAUGGCAGCAAACACAUGGAAACCAUAUUUGAUACCAUUCCACCUAUUCCGCUCCAGCAAUUACCACGAGCCCCUCAUGCCGCCAACCUCCUGUGUGUGUGUACAUUUCAGUUAACACUUAUAACACUACAAAGAACACUUAUAACACUACAAACAACACUUAUAACACUACAAAGAACACUUAUAACACUACAAACAACAAUAACAUACUGUAUGGACUCAGACCUUUAGUCAAUAACAUACUGUAUGGACUCAGACCUCUAGUCAACAACAAUAACAUACUGUAUGGACUCAGACCUCUAGUCAAUAGCAUACUGUAUGGACUCAGACCUCUAGUCAACAACAAUAACAUACUGUAUGGACUCAGACCUCUAGUCAAUAACAUACUGUAUGGACUCAGACCUCUAGUCAACAACAAUAACAUACUGUAUGGACUCAGACCUCUAGUCAACAACAAUAACAUACUGUAUGGACUCAGACCUCUAGUCAACAACAAUAACAUACUGUAUGGACUCAGACCUCUAGUCAACAACAAUAAC